Messenger RNA from Cloeon dipterum, 1693 nucleotides. RefSeq names its product carboxypeptidase B-like. NCBI's taxonomy places the organism in Eukaryota, Metazoa, Arthropoda, Insecta, Ephemeroptera, Baetidae. The transcript has 8 exons. Gene Ontology annotation, biological process: proteolysis. Gene Ontology annotation, molecular function: metallocarboxypeptidase activity; zinc ion binding. The record is from RefSeq and is a predicted model, not a curated record. Bases 90 to 1361 code for a protein of 423 amino acids.
GCCAACUUUAUCGCACACUCUAUACGCAGCAGUCGUUAUAUAAACGCAAACACGAUUCCCCAGCUUAACACACAGCAACCGCGAGUACAAUGCUGUCGAGCGCCUAUUACUUUUUGGUGCUGAUCUGCUGUGCCACCACCGCACUGGCCCACAAAUCGUAUGAUGGGUACCAGGUUAUUCGCACCAGAGAAUUGCGUGCUGAGGACGAAGUGGAGAAUGUGUUGUCACUUACCGAACAAAACGAUUACGACUUUCUCACUAGUCCUCGCGUUGGUUCUGCUGUUCAAAUAUUAGUCGGACCAGAAAAAACUGAUGCCUUGCAAAGCAAUCUAAGGACACUUGGUUUAUUCCCAGAGGUACUUGUACAAAAUGUUGAGAGAGCAUUAAGUUUAGAACGGAAGACAUAUUCUUCAAUGAAGCGGCGGUCUCGAAAAUCAGUUUCGAGUGAUAGGUACCUUAAUUUUGAUGAGAUAAUGGCCUAUAUAAAGACGGUGGCGGAGACGUUUCCCGAAAUUGCCACGAUCAUUGACAUUGGUACAUCCUGGGAAGGCAGACCUAUGCGGCUUUUGAAAUUGUCCAACGGUCCGGGCAAGAACGCUGUGUUCAUGGACAGCGCAAUGCAUGCACGCGAAUGGCUUGGCCCACUCACUUUAAUUCAUUUCAUUGACCAACUGACGAAAAAUUUACAAGAAAACCAAGCUCUGCUCGACGCCAACGACUGGUUUUUCCUUCUAGUGGCAAAUCCGGACGGAUACGUUUAUUCCUGGUCCGAGGAUAGGUUUUGGAGAAAAACCCGCAAGCCCAACAACGGAUCUGAUUGCAUUGGAACGGAUCCGAACCGCAACUUUGAUUACCUGUGGAAAGAAGCUAAUGACGAUGUGUGUACCCAACAUUAUCCCGGGAGGGAACCGUUCUCAGAGCCAGAAUGUGCAGCCAUUUCCAAAUUUAUUCUAGAAAACACGAAAAUUACUCUCUACCUCGCCAUGCACAGCUAUGGACAGCUUAUUUUACUGCCAUGGGAGGUCGAAAAAAAUCAAACUGAGUCAAGUGACAACAAAUUGGAAUCAGUGGCCAAGGAAGCACAGAGAGCAUUAGCUGCCGUGAACGGAACGCAAUAUUCAGUUGGAACCACAACUCAAGUGUUGGGAUAUGUAGCGCGUGGAACGAGCUUCGACUGGGCGUUUGCUAAAGCUGGAAUCCAAUUGUCUUAUACAAUGGAGCUUUCGCCAAAGUGGAAUGGACAAGUGAUAGAGGCUAAUUUCAUAUUGGAUCCGGCUAGGAUUCCAGUAGUGAAGGUUGAAAGCUGGGAAGCCGUCAAAGUAUUUGUCUCGCACUUACCUGAAACAAGAUUGAAUGUCUAACAGAGGCAGAGAAUUCCAAUUUGUUAUACAUUUUUGAUGAAAACAUUUAGUAUCUAGACUAGAAUGUUUAUUUUUAGCCUGUAAUGUUCCAGAGCAUAUUUGUGGCCUGUUUAAAUAAGUUGUAUGAAUAAAUAAAAUUUGUUGUAUUUUAAAAGGAAGUUUAAGAAGAGUGAACAUGCAAAAUAAUUUUAACCAUAAAGCACACAACUAAUUAACUUAAUUGUUCAGAUAAAACAGCUGCACUUUACAUUUCCCAGAAUUAUUUAACCCAGGCUGCUUCGUCCCCACAAGGUUGUGGGAUAUUAUAAAUAAAAUUUUAUUUGCAGAUAUUA